UCUGUUAAUAAGAUUUUAAUUUACUUCCAAAUUAUAGUAUAUUUGCAUCCUAUCAUUUUCAAAACCUUUAUUUACCUAAAAUCCACAUUUUAAAGAACUAUAACUUUUUGCAGAUCGAUAAUUUUCAAAAUGUGGAAAAAGGAGAUUCCUUUCAAACCGAAGCCAGUCGCGCUAAAUGACUCUAGAAACGAGAAGAGGUAUUAUCAGAGUUCUUCCUCUAGUGAGCAGACACCUAAGCAUAUUCCAGAUGCAGAUCCAUCUAGGCUAAACUCUAAAUUUAAAUGCAAAUUUUUAAAAUAAGUUAGGAAAGAGACACUCAAUUGUGAAAUCUCCAUCCCUAGAGAAGUCCUGAUCUAUUAAACCAAAGGAGGUCAACUUCAAGUCAAUGGGAUGAGAAGGAUUGUUCAAUCACAUCCCACAUAAAAUUGAUGACAAAAUAUGGGAAAAUGACCGUGAAAUGAUCUUUUUCAAACGUAACGGUUCUGAAUACAUCGUUCAACCCAAAGCAAUGCUUUACAGAGGAAGUAUGUGUACGACCGAGCUGUUUUCUGACAAGCAAUAAAAAUGCAAAUAAUCAAUGGGAUCAUUAAGAAGAAGCUAUUGCAGCUAGACAAAUCAUCUCAAGCUGGAGCCACGAGUAGGAAUAAGUCUCAAAUUGGAGAAAAGAAAGGACUCAAGUUCCAUAGCUCCAACAGUGGCUGGGUUUUCAAUAAGAAAAAGUUUAAAAAAUACCAACAAGGGUUCCAAUUUCUCACACAAAAUAAUGAGAAAAAAAAAAAGAAAUCUGGCGAGUUCGAAAUUCCACUGCUCCCAUGUUUACCAGAGAGAAGCAGACGAAUUAAGAGGAAUAAAUCCAAGAGAGGCAUCAGUUUGCCCUCAAAGAGUAAUAUCGCAACUGAAAGAAAACGGUCAGUAGUCAACAAGUCACAGGGCAGGCUGAGCAAGUACUCAGAUAUUGUCCUAAAACCACUAGAUUAUAAAAAGAAGAGAAGCAGCAGGAAGCAUCUCAGAUCCAGACAAUACUCCAGCAUCAGUAUGCCAAAGGGAAGAAGUGUCAAUAGGGAUAGAGCAAAGAUAAUAUGUAGCAAUAAUAACCUUGUUAGAAGAAUUUCCAGCAUUGCCAGUCUGAACCGAGACACUCUCCUCAGAGCUUCCAGAGAAGGAAUGAUAGACCAGAUAAGGAAGCAAUAUUUUGGGUAG
Molecule: messenger RNA, 1200 nt
Organism: Moneuplotes crassus
Lineage: Eukaryota; Ciliophora; Spirotrichea; Euplotida; Euplotidae
Source: the annotation of a GenBank genome assembly